AUUAAAGAUGACGUAGAUCGGUGACGUUUAUCACUUUUGCAGUCCGCAAUGUUUUGAUGCGGUUGGGUAUGAGACGUGUUGGAAUUAAAGCAAAACGGGAAUGUUUAUUUGUGGAUCGUACUCGUUGUCACGGUACAAAUGUACAAACACUGUAUGCAUUCUGUUAGACUGUGUUUUUUUUGUUGCUAAGGUUGCACGCGACUGUUUUUAGCUCUGGUCACUUGGCAUGGCUUGAAUUCCGCAAAGCAGAUUGCUACUGAUAUUUUGAUACUGCGAGUGUGCUAUUAGUAGCUAUGAACGCGAGACUAAUUUAUGCGCAUUAAACCUCGCCAAUGUACAGCUGUAGGAGUGCAUAUCACUUUUUGGAGUCGGGACGGACGAAAUAUGGAUAUGCAGACCUUUAGCCGUGUCAACUUCUGCCCUUGUAUAUCCACGACACUCAAACAAAGGAGUGCCUAAAUCGUGACUUUCUUUAUGAUCCACACAAUUUAUGCACAGUUAGAUUCAGUUGAAUCGCUUUUGGACGAGUACCCCUAUAUGUUUUAUCUGGGGUUAGUCUUUGUGAACGUCCUCAUCCUCUACUACGCCUUUCUGAUGGAAUACAUCGUCCUCAAUGUGGGCAUAGUAUUUAUGCCUGAGGAUAUGGACCGGGCUCUGGUGGACCUUGGGGUACUUUCUGACCCUGCAUCCCUCCCCUAUGACUCGGACGCAGAUUUGGAUGUGUUUGAGGGUUAUCUAGAGUGACAAGGGAGUGAUGGAGGAUUGGAAUGCAAUGCUGGUGAAGAUGAUGGAGAGGUCAGGGACAAACGAGGCCUGUCUGCUGGACGGUUGUUGCCUUUUGGGACACAUAGGAGCAAGGUAAUGAAUAAUGGUCAUCUCAGCGUGACUAUGACCUCCAUCGCUGAAAGGUCAUUGUCCCUUGCGAAGACUCAUUCUGUCACCGCAACGCAACCUGGACGUCCAGAUGAGCAUUUGUGUCCUCCAUUUGACACAUAAUGAC
Messenger RNA from Syngnathus acus (greater pipefish), 1000 nucleotides. It is a transcript of the gene dexi, whose product is annotated as Dexi homolog (mouse). Lineage: Eukaryota; Metazoa; Chordata; Actinopteri; Syngnathiformes; Syngnathidae. The transcript has 2 exons. The record is from RefSeq and is a predicted model, not a curated record. The coding region runs from base 475 to 744 and encodes 89 amino acids.